Messenger RNA from Desarmillaria tabescens, 1365 nucleotides. RefSeq names its product general substrate transporter. The record is from RefSeq and is a predicted model, not a curated record. Gene Ontology annotation, molecular function: carbohydrate:proton symporter activity. Bases 1 to 1365 code for a protein of 454 amino acids. The transcript is spliced from 16 exons. NCBI's taxonomy places the organism in Eukaryota, Fungi, Basidiomycota, Agaricomycetes, Agaricales, Physalacriaceae. Gene Ontology annotation, cellular component: membrane. Gene Ontology annotation, biological process: carbohydrate transport; transmembrane transport.
AUGGUGAUUAUUGCCACGAGCAUUAUCUAUCAAAGUUUUAGAGAAUACAUGGGAAAUCCAAGCGACGCAGCUCUGGGGGCGAUCGUGGCAGCAUACGUUGCUGGAUUAGCUGUCGGGCACAUUGUACAGAUCUUUCUGGGGGACUUCUUUGGAAGAAGACGUUACAUGCAACUAAUGUGCAUUGCGGCUAUCAUUGGAACUAUCUUCCAGACAGCGGCACAGAGCUAUACCAUGUUCCUCGUGGGACGAAUAGUCAUCGGUGCCGCUACGGGAGGCCUCUCCGGCACUGUUGCCAUAUACAACUCUGAAAUAUCACCGCCUGUAUCACGCGGAUUCAUCGGAGGACUCACGGGAUUUAUGUUCGCCUUUGGCAGCUUUCUUGCUAAUUGGGUCGGAUUUGCUUGUGGGUACAUGCCGGCGACGAGCACAUUUCAGUGGCGACUUCCUACGUCUCUUCAGAUACCACUCAGCAUCAUACUCUUCCUUGGCCUGCAAUUUUUCCUCCCCGAGUCUCCCAGAUGGCUGAUCAGUUUAGGGCGCCAAGACGAAGCACGUGUAGCCUUUAGACAAAUCCAGGGCAACCUGUCUGAAGUGGCUUUGCUUAAAGAGUUCAAUGACAUGCGAGAACAGAUACUUUUCGAAAAGUCGACGGGGACGAGGACGUUCUUGGAGGCCUGGUCGAAGUACAAGAAACGUAUACUCAUUUUGCUUUUCGUGCACAUUAUGACAGCCCUUUCUGGAAUCAACAUCGUCAACUACUAUCAACCGAUGCUCUAUAGCCAGUUGGGAAUAAAAAGCGAAACGGUACUCGUAUUAGCAGGCAUCUAUGGGACUGUGGGACUCAUGGCGAAUUUACCCUCUAUAUACCUCUUGGACAGAUUUGGUCGCGUCAAGCUUUUGAAGUGGGGCAUGGUCGCAUUGUGCAUAGACCUGAUUUACUGUGCUUUAAUGACCCGCUAUUUUUCUGGCUCGGAUAACAACAUCGGCAAAGGAAUGGCGGUCCUUGGGAUAUAUAUGUUCACUGCCAUCUUUCACCUGGGUAUAAACAGCGCAAUCUGGCUGUACAGCACCGAGGUUCUUCCUGUUGCUUUGCGCAAUAAGAUUGUGGCGCUGGGAUUAGUACUUCAGUAUACUUGUAGUGUUGCUGUCACUGAGUCUGGUCCGAUCGCACUCGCGAACAUCGGAGCAAACUUUUAUUACGUCUUUGUUGCUACGACAUUCGUGUCUGCAGUCGUUAUAUCCAUUUAUUUUCCCGAGACCAAAGGCAAGACUUUGGAAGAAAUUGCGGCAUCGUUUGGAGACAAAGUCGUCUAUUCUGAUGAUGCUAUGGGUAUACGUGACUGCAUCACAGAAGAGUCAAAAUGA